Serpula lacrymans var. lacrymans S7.9 is the source of this 1926-nucleotide messenger RNA. RefSeq lists its product as uncharacterized. The record is from RefSeq and is a predicted model, not a curated record. Bases 1 to 1926 code for a protein of 641 amino acids. Lineage: Eukaryota; Fungi; Basidiomycota; Agaricomycetes; Boletales; Serpulaceae. The transcript is spliced from 3 exons.
AUGGCGACCACUAGCAACCUCAAUGUUGAGCCUGAAGUCAGGCCUGUAAUCAAAGGAAAAGGAAGGGCUAGAGCCCCAGAAACCGAGAGAACGCCACUUCUGGCAUCACAGACGUCUGCCAGUGCCAAUAACGGUGGUCCAAGCACUCCUGUGUAUUACCAUGAACUAGGAACCAGCACACGUGCUCGCCAGAGACUUUGGUCUAAACUGACUUGCAUUUUUCUCAGUUCUCUCCUAUUCUGCAUCACCAUAUUCCUUUUGCUAGCUAUCCUUGCCUAUUCAUAUGCUGCUCGGCUCAAGGAUGUAUCCCCAGAGGACCUCGUAAACCAGGCAUUGAGGGUGCAGGGUCCCGAUAGAGUAGACGUUAUAGACGUCACAGAGGAAGGUGGUUUGUGGGUUAAUGUAGAAGGAAGAGUGGGCAUUGAUGCUGGCUCCGUCAUUGGAGUAAAUACAGACGACGAUGAAGGCACUUUCACCGACAUGUGGAAGUCGCUGGGUCGGUGGGGGGUAAACCUGCUUAGCGACGUUUCAGUCGAUCUCAGUACCAUCCACAUAACAUCUCCUCACGAUCCGUCUACGAAAUUGGCCUCUAUUUCAGCUCCACCUAUCUCAAUCCCAAUUACGUCGAAUCCACCACGAGACUUCUCAUGGUUGACACCUAUCACAGUCCCUGUUUAUGUCCUCCCUACGCAGAAUGUAUCAGCCCUGAUGCAGUUCGUGAGGGAUACGUGGUCUGCGGGUGCUGUUUCCAUUCAAAUUCAAAUCGCAGAGGCAGCUGUCACAGGGGGGUUGCUCAACGAAACCGGUUGGAGACAUACAUUAAAAUUUGAGCAGCGGAAUAUUGGCCUCGACAUGACAAUGAAGAUACCUCCUCUACCUGGCUUACCUCCACCUGGCCACAGUACCCCAUUUCCCUCCUUUUCUCAACUUGUGACUCUACAAUCCUUCAUGGUCUCCUCUGAAUCCAAAGAAGUUCGCCUGCAAGCCCAAGCAUCGCUAGUUAAUCCUGCACCACUCACAUUUAAUUUAACAAUGCCUACACUUCCUUUUAUCAUCUCUUUGCCCAGCCCAGGCAAACCAAGUCGCCUUGUUCCAAUUGCAUCGGUUCAUUCACGGCCAUUCACCUCUACUCAUCCAAACAUCACUCUUAUCGUCUCAGGCACAGUCCUUCCACUUCCAACUAAUGCAUCCUCCGUCCUAUCGACUUUCGUGAGCCGAUACCUUUCCCUCGACCUCAAUCCGAUCAUGAUAUCCACGCCAAUUUUUCCAUCAUUAAUUAUUGAUACAGACUUCCCUGCUCCUAAUCCACGGCCCCAGGUUAUGCGCAAUGUGACGAUUCGUGACAUGAAAAUCAAACCGGACGGUGCCAGCGGCGGGUUUUUGGCGAGUGGUACAGUGUAUGCAAGGAUAGUUCUACCAAAGGGAAUGAACCUUUCUCUGGACGUGAAUCGUGUUUUCCCUGAUGUGCUUGUCUUUGACGGGGAGGUUCCACAGUUACCACCCUUACCUCUUAGCAACACACACGGCGAAGGCGACGUUCCUAACCCACCACUUCCCAACCCACUUCCAGAACGCGCUUUCGCUCAUAUAAGGCCAGACGAUUGGCUAUUUUCUACGAGUGUACCUGACCCGACCCGAGAUGAUGAGGGUGCUGCUUUCGCCGUGACCGCGAACCUUGUUGAUAUACCCAUGGAAGUUCUACCAGGCCGUCAGAAGGAGUUUAGCAAUUUCGUGAGCAAGGUGAUAUUCGGAUCGCAAGGGGCACUGGCAGGGUUACAAGGUUCUGCUGCUGUAGGUGUUUAUGUUCAUGGAAUGCCAUUCAACAACGGAGAUUCAGAUGACAAUGAAAUGGAGUUGACUGGACUCCCAUUCCAGGGGAGUGUUCGUAUAGGAAAGAAGACCCUUCUGAUUCACGAGAUGCCUUAG